AUGGCUGUUAAAGAUAUAUUCUUUAACAUAGUUAGUGUCAUUGUACCAGGUGGUAUAAGCAAAAAGAAAAAAACGUCUGAUGAUAGUUUGGAUAAGUUAAAAGAAGAAGUAUCGAUCGAUGAACAUAUUAUUCUGUUAGAAGAACUUAUUGAUCGCUUGGACACCGAUGUCGAAAACGGUUUGACAUCAGAAAAAGCUCGGCAAUUGCUUAUAAAACAUGGUCCGAACUCAUUGACACCACCAACUGAAGUUCCAGAAUGGAUCAAAUUCUGUAAAUUACUUUUCGGUGGUUUCUCAGCUCUAUUGUGGGUCGCAGCUCUUCUUUGCAUUAUUGCUUAUGCUGCUUCUGUCGCAUCAGAUCCAACUACAACCAAAGAUAAUUUAUGGUUGGGUAUUGCUCUAUUGAUUGUCGUCAUUGUCACAGCAAUAUUUGCCUAUUAUCAAGAAUCAAAAGCAGGAAAGAUUAUGGAAUCAUUUAAACAAAUGGUUCCUCAACAUGCCAAUGUAUUGCGUGAUGGUCAAAAAGUAGAAAUAUCUGCCGAAGACUUAGUUGUUGGUGAUAUUGUUUUCAUCAAAGUUGGAGAUAAAACUCCUGCAGAUAUUCGAAUCCUAUCAUCACAAGGUUUUAAAGUAGACAAUUCAUCAUUAACGGGUGAAAGUGAACCAUUAACCCGUUCACCUGAUUGUACUGAUCACAAUCCAUUAGAAACAAAAAAUCUUGCUUUCUAUAGUACGUUUGCCGUUGAAGGUUCGUGCACUGGUUUGGUUAUUCGCACGGGUGAUAAUACUGUUAUGGGUAGAAUAGCUAAAUUAGCCAGUAGUGUUAGUAAUGAAGUAUCUCCGUUAAAUGUUGAAAUAAAUCAUUUUGUUCAUAUGGUAACAAUAGUGGCUAUUACUUUUGGAAUUAUAUUUUUAAUUGUUUUAAUAAGUCUUAAUAUGGGUGUUUUACGUGCCAUUGUUUUUGUUAUUGGUAUUAUUGUAGCAAAUGUUCCUGAAGGUCUUUUAGCAACAAUAACUGUCAUGUUGGCAUUAACUGCUCAAAGAAUGGCUCGAAAAAAAUGUUUAGUUAAAAAUUUAACAGCUGUCGAAGCAUUAGGAAGUGUUUCAGUAAUUUGCUCUGAUAAAACUGGAACAUUAACACAAAAUCGAAUGACUGUAGCACAUUUAUGGUUAGAUGGAUCUAUUGCUAGUGUUAAUCUUUCACAUACACAUCCUGCUCAAGUAGUUUUUGAAAAUCCAAUAAUUGAUUCAACAGCUGAUGAACAAGUUAUUCAAAUUGAACGAGAUCGAUCAAGUUAUGAAGCUCUUUUAAGAUGUGCUAUGCUUUGCUCAAAAGCUGUUUUUAAGACUGAUGAAGAUAAUUUAAAUAAAUCUCCACUACAAAGACUUGUCAAAGGUGAUGCUAGUGAAACAGCUAUUCUUCAAUUUACUGAACUUGUUGUUGGCAAUGUUGAAGAUUAUCGAGCAAAAAAUCCUCGUGUUUGUGAUAUUCCAUUUAAUAGUACAAAUAAAUAUCAAGUAUCAAUUCACGAAACCGACGAUCAAGAUCAACAAUAUUUACUUGUGAUGAAAGGUGCACCAGAGAGAAUUGCUGAACGAUGUUCGAAAAUUUUUAUUAAUGAUAAUGAAUAUGAUCUUGAUGAUGAAUGGAGAGAGAGAUUGGAUGAUGCAUAUAUGACAUUAGGUGGAUUAGGUGAACGGGUUCUCGGAUUUUGUGAUUUACGUUUACCAUUAGAUCAAUAUCCUCGAGGAUUUACAUUCGAGUCGGAUAAUCCUAAUUUUCCACUUGAAGAUUUACGUUUUUUGGGUUUUGUAGCGAUGAUUGAUCCACCACGACCUGGAGUUUCUGAAGCUGUACAAAAAUGCCGUACAGCAGGAAUUAAAGUUAUUAUGGUUACAGGUGAUCAUCCUAUUACAGCUAAAGCUAUUGCAAAAAGUGUUGGUAUUAUCACUUCAGAUACAGCUGAAGAUUUGGCUAAUCGUUUUCAUCUUCCUCUUGAAACAAUUGAUUCAAAAGAUAUUCGUUCAAUUGUUUUAUCUGGUUCGGAAUUAGCUCAAAUGUCAUCAAAACAAUUAGAUGAAGUUCUUCUAUCAUACCGUGAAAUCGUAUUUGCUCGAACAUCGCCUCAACAAAAAUUAAUUAUUGUUGAAGGUUGUCAAAGACUACAAUGGAUUGUUGGUGUUACUGGUGAUGGUGUUAACGACUCACCGGCUCUUAAAAAAGCUGAUAUUGGAAUAUCAAUGGGUAUAUCUGGUUCUGAUGUCAGUAAACAAGUGGCAGAUAUGAUUUUAUUGGAUGACAAUUUUGCAACAAUAGUUGCUGGUGUUGCUGAAGGUCGACUUAUGUUUGAUAAUUUGAAAAAAGUUAUUGCUUAUACAUUCACAAAAAAUUUAUGUCAACUUUUACCUUUUCUUCUCUAUGCAAUUGUUGAUAUUCCACUUGCAUUAAGUACGAUAACUAUAUUAUGUAUUGAUUUAGGAACUGAUAUUGUACCUAGUAUAACAUUUGCCUAUGAAAAAGCAGAAGGAGAUCUUUUAGAGCGACCGCCGAGAAAAAGAACUGAUAAAAUGUGUACUAUUAAGUUGAUUACACUUUGUUAUGGACAAAUGGCCAUGAUUGAAGCAAGUGGCGCAUUUUUUGCUUUUUUUGUUGUUAUGGCUGAAAAUGGUUGGUGGCCAUCAAGAUUACUUGGAAUACGAGAUGCAUGGGAUUCACCUGCUGUUAAUGAUCUUCGUGAUAGUUAUGGUCAAGACUGGACAUAUGAACAAAGACGAAAUCUCGACUUGGCUGCACAAUCUGCAUAUUUUAUUGGCAUUGUUAUAACACAAAUUGGAAAUUUACUUGGAAAUAAAACAGCUCGUCAAUCAAUAUUUGACAAAAGCUUUUUUCGAAAUAAAUUAAUGUUAUUGUCUAUUAUAUUUGCCAUUGGUCUUGCUUGUUUUCUUCUUUAUAUUCCAUCACUUAAUCAAGCACUUAAUCUUGCACCAAAUCGAUUUCUGUGGUGGUUACCAUCUAUUCCUUUCUUUUUAUAUUUAUUAGCAUUUAAUGAAAUACGAAAGUUUUUUAUUCGAAAAUUUCCAGGUCGAUUUCCAUCACGACAACUCACUUUUUGA
Molecule: messenger RNA, 3114 nt
Organism: Rotaria sp. Silwood1
Lineage: Eukaryota; Metazoa; Rotifera; Eurotatoria; Philodinida; Philodinidae
Source: the annotation of a GenBank genome assembly